This is a messenger RNA of Rubroshorea leprosula, 1861 nucleotides long. The record is from the annotation of a GenBank genome assembly. Lineage: Eukaryota; Viridiplantae; Streptophyta; Magnoliopsida; Malvales; Dipterocarpaceae.
UGGUGAGUCUUUCUCUGUAGGUCUAGCGUUCUCAGUAUUUUCCUUGCUCAGUCAAGUUACUUGGCUGGCAAAUUAUAUUAUAUGGAUUGUUGUGGGUUCACGAUAUGGAGAAUAUGCUCCUGUUGCUGCUUGGUUAAAAGAUUAUCACGUGCCUAAAUUUAGCAGUCUGAGUUCACAAAAUGUGGAGAUGUGCCAUGAUGUUAAGAAUCUUUGCAAGUUGAAAGAAAAAUUCAUAACCAGUGAUUUUAGAUGUGCUGGAACUAUCGCUGCUGCUCUGGUCUUGAAGGUCAGUGAUAGAACUGAAGAAUUGGAAGACACAGUUAGCAUUUAUGCUUAGGCAUCUAAUGGGCAGAUGCCAAACUUGGACCUCAUCAAUAUUGUAUAUAUUACUUGGCAGCUCAUUAUAGGCAGGGUUUGCUUGUGAAGGUGGAGAAAUUAUUGUCCCUACUUGACUGCAGUUUGCUCAAAGUUUUGGGCACAAUAAUUGAAUAUGUGGGAGAAGUGGCUAGAAGCUUAAAUCCUGAAGGGAAGUUUGGCAUCCCUGCUACAGAUUAUAUUGAAGGCACUGCUAUGCUUGCAAGUUCAUUGUAUUCUCAGGUCCUGGGUGUUCCCACAGGUCCACAUGGUGCAUUUCAUGAUUAUCAGGUUGAUGCCAUCACCUUGGAGUUAUCACCCAAAUUUACAUAUGAUAUGAAGGUCAGGCACAACGAUUUCUUUCUGAGAGGUGGCUGAUACCCGGUCUCACCUCAACAACUAGCUUUGUGAUCUGGAUUUUGCUUUCGCUGCUCAGCCUUCAGGUAUUGUACUCAAUUCUGGCUUCUCCUUUUACCCAUGCAAAUGCAUCUCAACCACAAGGAGAUUGAGCUCUCUUGAAAUUGGUGACAUCUCAGCUCUCUUCAUUGGUUUGCGACUCAUGUCAGUCAUUAAUUUUGCCACAGCGGAAAUUGGUGCUUUACUAUUGGUCCCAACAUGUUUGUUGGCUCAACCUUUGAGGCUUGAUCUUAGAGCUAGAAGUUUGAGAAGCUUUUCUAGGGUGAUUUGUAAUCUGGUUUUUGGGCAUAUUGCCUUUCCUCCAGCAACUUUCCUUGUAGUGAAGGGGGUUUUUUCAGGUCUUGGCAGCGCUAAUGCUGGUGAUUUCUGGAAUUGGGUUAAGUCCCUUUGGGCAUGGAACAGUGCUACAUAUCUCUACAUCAGUAUGAUGCACCUGCCUUGCUGGCUGUUAUGCAUUUAUUUCCUAAUUCAUACUUGUUGACAUGGCUUAGUCAAUUUUGUUCUGCACGUCAUUGUUCACAAAUGAAAGUUGAAGAUCAUCAGCAAUUUUUCCUAUGUUGUGAUGCUAUCUGAUUGCAUGUUGGUUUGCAGAAUCCUAGCAGGGAUAUGGAUUAAUGUUGCAAUAGAUGCUGACAAUCUGUACUUUUUGCUUCAUGUUUAUGGCAGUACGAAACCAAGAAUUAAAACUGCCUUUCCAUUCUACAGCCACUUGCCAAAUGAAUACCUCUCAUAUCUCCAUCAGCAGCGCUUCAGGCACAAAAAUGGAGUAAACUUUGUUUUAAUAUGUACACUAACAAUCAUGGUUGCAUGUAAAACAAGCCUAUCGAUAUUUAGCAACCGUGUCAAGGUGCUUCUUUCCUUUUUAUUUUAAAUUUUAUGACAUUCAAUAGUGAGAUAGUUUUGAUCAGUAUCUUUCAUAUUUGACGUCAAUCAUCCUGAAGCUUAGAGUUGCAAGUCUUUUUGUAUGGGCGACAUUGUCAAGUGUUUUCUCUUUCAAUAGCUGGAUAUGUAUGUGCUUUACUGUUUUUGGUACCGGUUUUACUGGGUAAUUCUCAGCAGCUUCCUUUAUUAAUUAAAUUCAUGUAUUGUU